Molecule: messenger RNA, 2833 nt
Organism: Lactuca sativa (garden lettuce)
Lineage: Eukaryota; Viridiplantae; Streptophyta; Magnoliopsida; Asterales; Asteraceae
Cellular component (GO): membrane
Molecular function (GO): protein binding
Source: RefSeq, a predicted model, not a curated record
GCGGUCUUCAUUAUAAACCUUGGACUGCAUCUACCUUAAAAAUAACCAUACCUUAUUCAUCUAUACCUGUUAGGCUAUUCUCUAUCAGCCUAUAUCUAUACUCCGUUCAAAUGGCAAGCUCAUCAAACGCUCCUCCUCCUUGUGCUUCAGCACCAAUACAAGACCUUGACUACUUGUACGCAUCAAUUGCCAACAUUUCGAACUUUGUUUCUGUGAAACUUUCCAGUGACGGCAACUACCAUCUAUGGAAGACACAAAUGCUUUGUCUCAUGAAUAGUCACAAUAUGGUUGGCCUCGUGGAUGACACAAUUGUCGGUCCAAGAAUUCAAAGCAAUUUGAUUCUGGGCCAAUAUAAUAGUGUUCUCAAAGGUUGGAUCUUUGCUUCGGUUAGCGAAAAUGUACUUGACGCUGUGGUUGAUCUCAAAUCCGCCAAAGAAGUUUGGGACAAAUUGAAAUCCUUCUAUGAUUCAACUACGGGUCCUCAUCAAGAUCUAGGUCCAACAAAACUAGAAGCAAUGCAAGAAGUCAUAGAAGAAGUGGUUCCAGCGGAACAAGGCCCACACGACACAGCCACGAUAAAUAUUGGAACAGAUGAUAAUCAGACAGAAAACAUGAUACCCGUAACAAAAGAGGAACACGAGAAGUUGCAUAAAGCUACUGUGAAGGGGGAUUGGAAGGAAGCAGAAAGCAUAAUAAGAAACAAGAAACAUGCAGUGGAAUUGGAAAUGAGCAAAGACGGCAGCACAAUACUUCACUUGGCUGUUGGAAUAGGUCAUAACGAAUUUGUGGAAAAUUUACUUUGGAAUAUAAAAGAUGGAGACUUAUGUAAAAGGAGGAGAAGUUCUGAUGGAAGCACAGCCCUCCACAUCGCUGCAAUUGUUGGGAAUAGAUAUGCAGCGCAUCUCUUGCUUGAAAAGAGCAAAGACUUGUUACGAAUUAAAGACCAUAAAGGCCAUGUAGCAUGGCAUAAAGCUUAUGAAAAUAUGCAUCUUGAUACCUUGGUAUAUUUGUUCAAAGCCUCUGGUCCUGUUGCCAUAACCAGGGCGCUGUCUCUUCCUUCACGGCUACAAAACAGGUCGCUUACUUCACAGGACACUACUCACCCUCAACUUCACCCUAAUACGGAAAUAGGGGAUGACCUUCUUGUUAGUUUUAUUUCUGCCCACGAAUUCAAUCUAGCAUCGGAAUUAAUUAAAGAUUUUCCUGAAUUUGCUGUGAAAACUGAUGGUGUACUCAUGGCGUUAGCUAAAAGCUUUCCGAGUGGACUAAACCAUUGGGAAACACUUAUCUAUCCAUCGUUGGACGGUAUCUGGGAAGCACUAGAGAAUGCAUCAAUAAUUUUCUUCGGAUCAUUUCUGAUUAUCCCUAUCGUUAUACGCAGUUUCUUCGUGGUGGAGGAGGACCCUCUCCCAAAAUGGAGCAUUCUAAUGGUGAUACCUUGCUUCGUCGGUGGCUUGAUAUAUUUCCUCAUAUCAGUUGUUUAUUACAUAUAUUAUCUUUUGUGGAAGGCUUCGUCGGUGAUAGUUGCACCCAUUAAGCAUAUCGAGAAGAAAAAGAAGGAAUGGGAAGAAGCAGAAAAUGUUCUAAAUUUGGUAUGUAAUGAAAUAGACAAGUUAGAAUAUUGUGGUACACAUCAUCCCUAUUACACGGGACCAAUUCUUGAGGCUGCGCGUCAAAAUGUUUAUAAGGUUGUUGAUGAGAUUUUAUUUAGAUCACCUGAAGCGAUUCGGUGUACAGAUAAAAAUGGAUAUGACAUCAUUAUAUUAGCAGUUUUACACCGUUCAUAUAAAGUCUACAACCUUAUCUAUGACAUUGGGGAGCGGAAGAAUCUAUACAGAACGUUUGUUGAUUCCUCUAAGAACAAUAUCGUGCACUUGGUUGGAAAGUUGGCACCUUCAGAUGAACUCAGUCGUAGAACGGGUGCAGCAUUACAGCUACAACGAGAACUUCAAUGGCAUGAGGAGGUGAAGAAACUCGUGUUUCCUACAUACAUCACUCAAGAGAACAUUUUUAAAGAGACACCAGAUAUGGUGUUCACAAGGGAACACGAAAACUUGUUGAAAGAAGGAGAGAAGUGGAUGAAAACCACAUCGGAAUCAUGCAGCAUCACUGCAGUGCUAAUUACCACAAUUGUAUUUGCAGCAGCAAUUACCGUACCAGGUGGAUCCAGUGAAACAACUGGCGCUCCUUUGUUUAGAAAAGACGUUGGGUUCACUAUUUUUGCUAUAUCAGAUGCCAUUUCACUGUUUGCAUCCACUACCGCAUUAUUAGUGUUCUUAUCGAUCCUUACUGCACGUUUUGCUGAGAACGAUUUUCUAGUCAGUCUUCCAAGACGAUUGCUUAUUGGUAUUUGUGCCUUAUUGAUCUCAACAACUGCUAUGAUGGUAGCCUUCAGCGCAACAUUGUUCCUUGUCUUUUCUGAUCAAAAACCAUGGAUGCUUGGUCCCAUAUGUGGAUUAGCUUUCAUCCCGAUUUUUACUUUUGUCACUCUACAAUUCCCCCUCAUAGCAGAUCUAUUUCGGUCGACCCAUUUACCCAUAUUUGGCAAGCAAAGGAAAAGUGCUUAUACAAGAUUUAAUGCGGACACCGUAAGGUUGUGUUUUGAUAUGUACAGGAAGGCUUGAAGCCUCGACCUCAAAUUUGUCCCACAACACCGGAUACCGUUGGGCUAUAAGCGUUUUGAAACGGAAUUAGCACAUAUCUUGGAAGUUGGAAUUAAUCAUGUAUUCUACUGUAUAACAAUAAAGAUUCUUUGUUCCGGAGCAUCAUAAUUAUUACAUCUUAUAUGAUGAAUUUGUGGAUGCGAGUAAAAUACAAAAAUCGUUGUUAUUUA